This is a messenger RNA of Nothoprocta perdicaria, 4186 nucleotides long. It is a transcript of the gene NACAD, whose product is annotated as NAC alpha domain containing. The record is from RefSeq and is a predicted model, not a curated record. NCBI's taxonomy places the organism in Eukaryota, Metazoa, Chordata, Aves, Tinamiformes, Tinamidae. The coding region runs from base 1 to 4038 and encodes 1345 amino acids. Gene Ontology annotation, biological process: protein targeting to membrane. Gene Ontology annotation, cellular component: nascent polypeptide-associated complex; cytoplasm. The transcript has 9 exons.
AUGAGCGCCGGCCGCCGCUCCCUGGGCUGUCGGGAAGGGCGCGGGAAGGGCGCGGGGGCGCCGGCGCUGACGGCCCCUCUCCCCGCAGAGGCCGCGCGGGCGCCGCGCAGGGAGCACCGGCCGCAGCCCGAGGGCGCCAGCUGCGACGGGGCGGCCGCCGCGGCCGCGGGCCCCCCGCCGGCGCUGGCCGAGCGCGGCCCCCUGGCGCCGCCGUCCCCCGGCAAGGCCCGGCGCGCGGAGCCGCUCGACGCCCGCGUCGUCAUGGGCGAGGAGACGCGGCGGGCGCCGCUCGAGCCCGACCUCUUCUUCACGGCGCCCUCGACGCCCGUCAAGGCGGCGCUGGCCCGGCUGCGCGACCGGGACGAUGACGAGGAUGAGGAGGAUGCGGCGGGCGGCAGCGAAGGCCCCGGCUCGCCGCCCACCUCCCCGUCGGGCUCCUACAUGACAGCCGAGGGCGGCAGCUGGGGCUCCUCGGGCACGGGCAGCACGUCGCCCUCCUGCUCGCCCAACCUGGGCGCCGAGCCGCUGCCCGAGGAGGAGGAGGGUGACGACGAAGGCUGCCGCGUGGCCCCCUUCGCCCUGCCCGAGGAGGAGGAGGAGGGCGAAGGCCGAGCGACGCCGGAGGAGGAGGAAGGCUGGGGGGCGCCGCUGCUGGCGCGGCUGCUGGGCGCCGCCGAGGCCGGCAUGGUGCCCGCCGCGCUGCUGCCCUUCCGCGGCAGCCUCCUCUUCGAGGCCGAGGCCGUGGAGAUCGCGCCGGCCGCCCCCGAGGAGGAGGAUGGUGAUGACGAUGGUGGUGAUGAUGAUGAUGAUGAUGACAGCGCCUCGGCCUCCUUCCUGCGCUCGCUCUCGGAGAGCUCCGUGGCCGAGGGCGCGGACGAGGCCUUCGCCUACCGGGACGACACGUCGGCGGGCGCCGCCUCGGCCUCCUCCUCCUCGGCGGCCUCGUCCUCGUACGGCGGCGCCGAGGACGAGCGGCUCUACGGCGCCGAGCGCCACGCGCUGCCCCCGCGCCCGCCCGGCGGCAUCGAGCUGCGCCUCGGCCACGCCGCCGUGGAGCCUUCCUCACCCGCCGGCGAGGAGGAGGAGGAUGCGGCACCCCCCGGCGAGGAGGAGGAGGAGGUGGCGCCUUCAUCUCCCCGAGGCCACAGGACACUGAGCGAGGAGGAGGAGGAGGAGGUGGCGGCGCCUUCAUCGCUCGGCAGCCCCCAGGCUCUGGGCGAGGAAGAGGAGGAGGGGGAGAAGGUGGCAGCGGCACCUCCAUCACCCUACAAUGCUAGUAUGUCAAGUGAGGAAGAAGAGAAGGUGGCACCUUCAUCACCCCAAGGUCUCAGGACACCAAGUGAGGAAGAAGAGAAGGUGGCACCUUCAUCACCCCAUNCACCCCAUGGUCUCAGGACACCAAGUGAGGAAGAAGAGAAGGUGGCACCUUCAUCACCCCAUGGUCUCAGGACACCAAGUGAGGAAGAGGAGGAGAAGGUGGCAGUAGCACCUCCAUCACCCUGCAGCCCCAGCACACCGGGUGAGGAAGAGGAGAAGGGGGAACCUCUGUCACCCCAUGGUCUCAGGACACCAAGUGAAGAAGAAGAGGAGAAUGUGGCACCUCCAUCACUGCAUGGUCUCAGGACACCAGAGGAGGAGGAAGAGGAGAAGGUGGCACCUUCAUCACCCUGUGGUCUCAACUCGCUGAGUGAGGAAGAAAAGGUGACAUCUCUGUUGCCCAUCAGGCCUGGGACGCCGAGUGAGGAAGAGGAGGGGGCAGUAGCACCUCCAUCACCCUGCAGCCCCAGCACGCCAGCUCCAGAGGAGGAUGAGCCUCUGGAAGAGGAAGAGGAGGAGGAAGAGGAGGGUGACGCUGGCCUGGCCCAGGGCAGCCCUGUCCACAUCCCCUCUGAGGAAGCCACCGUGGAACUGACCACCAAGUGCCUCCCUGUGUGCCCCUCUGAGGAAGAGGAGGUGGAGGAGGCUGAAGAGCCGCGGGAUGCUGUGACACUCGAGGACACCUUGGCACUGGAGGAUGCUGCGACAUCCAAGGACAUCGUGACACCCGAGGGUGCUGUGAUGCCUGAGGACACUGCAAUGCCUGGGGACGUGGUGACACCUGGGCAUGUCGUGGCAUCGGAGGACGCUGUGAUGUCCAGGGAUGUCGUGACACCAGAGGAUGCCGUGAUGUCCAAGGAGGCUGUGAUGCUUGGGGACAUGGUGACACCUGGGCGUGUUGUGACACCAGAGGACACCAUGAUGUCUGAGGACACUGUGGCACCUGGGGAUAUGGGGACACCCAAAGAUGCCACCAUGCCCGAGGACUUGGUGACACCCAGGGAUGUGACCCCAGAGCUUGCUGUGACACCAAAGGACACCACGAUACCUGAGGACAUCGUGACACUAGAGGAUGCUGUGACACCUGGCCAUGUCGUGACACCAAAGGACACCACGAUACCGGAGGACAUGGUGACACCCAGGGGUGUGACACCUGAGGAUGUUGUGACACCAAAGGACACUCUGAUACCGGAGGACAUCACGACACCUGGGGAUGUGACACCCAGAGAUGUUGUGACUCCAAAGGACACCACAAUACCGGAGGACAUCACGACACCCAAGGAUGUUGUGACACCUGGGGAUGUCGUGACACCAAAGGACACCACGAUACUGGAGGACAUCAUGACCCCUGAGGAUGUUGUGACACCAAAGGACACCACGAUGCUGGAGAACAUCACGACACCCAAGGAUGUUGUGACACCUGGGGGUGUCAUGACACCAAAGGACACCAUGAUAGCUGAGGAUGUCACGACACCCAACGAUGUCCUCACACCAAAGGACACUAUGAUAGCUGAGGACAUCAUGACACCCGAGGACAACACAAUACCAGAGGACAUCAUGACACUAGAGGAUGCUGUGACACCUGGGGAUGUUGUGACACCAAAGGACACCAUGAUAGCUGAGGAUGUCAUGACACCCAAGGAUGUCAUGACACCAAAGGACACCAUGAUAGCUGAGGAUGUUGUGACACCCAAGGAUGUCGUGACACCAAAGGACACCAUGAUAGCUGAGGACAUCGUGUCUCCCAAGGAUGUCGUGACACCAAAGGACACUUUGAUAGCCGAGGACCUCACGACCCCCAGGGACGGGAUGCCCGAGGACCUGGCCAUGCCGGAGGAGGCCACAGCAGAGCUGGGGACGUGUCCCCCACAGGAGCCCGAGGGGCCGGAGAGCAGCGCCCCGGAGGCUCCGCACCCGGCGGAGGAGAGCGCCCCAGCGGGAGGCUCCGCCGAGGAGGACGAAGAUGAGGAAGGUGACGGACCAGCAGCCUCGCAGCCCGUGGGGACCACGGAGCCUCCGCCGGGAGCCGCCGCCGCCAGCGAGGAGCCGGCGGGCGGGCGGCCCCCGGGCGCCGUCGUGGCCCCGUCUCCCCGCUCCUCCAGCGGCCGCGAGGAGGAGGAGGAGGAGGAAGGCUCCUGCAACGACUCGGAGAGCAACGAGGACUCCAUCCCGGAGCUGGAGGAGGCCGAGGGCGCCGAGCCGCGGGCGGCGCAGACCCAGGCGCCGCUCGGCCACGCGGUGGGCGCCGGCGAGGAGAGCAUCAGCAAGGCCAAGCAGAGCCGCAGCGAGAAGAAGGCCCGCAAGGCCAUGUCCAAGCUGGGGCUGCGGCAGAUCCACGGCGUCACCCGCAUCACCAUCCGCAAGUCCAAGAACAUCCUCUUCGUCAUCACCAAGCCCGACGUCUUCAAGAGCCCCGCGUCCGACAUCUACAUCGUCUUCGGGGAAGCCAAGAUCGAGGACCUGUCGCAGCAAGUGCACAAGGCGGCGGCGGAGAAGUUCAAGGUGCCCAUGGAGCACUCGCCGCUCAUCACGGAGACGGCGCCCAGCCUCACCAUCAAGGAGGAGAGCGAGGAGGAGGAGGAGGUGGACGAGACGGGGCUGGAGGUGCGGGACAUCGAGCUGGUCAUGGCGCAGGCCAACGUGUCGCGGCCCAAGGCGGUGCGCGCGCUGCGGCACAACAACAACGACAUCGUCAACGCCAUCAUGGAGCUGACCAUGUAGCAGGCGGCGGCGCCCGCGUCCCACCCCGUGUCCCCUGUAUAGAAGCCCCGCUGGUCCUCGGCGCCCGUUCCCCGCGCUCCGGCCCCGGCACCUCCUCACCCGCGACUGUAGCGCUCAAUAAACGGCCUCAUGUAUCACUUGGAUCGCA